AUGGCGCAACAAGAAGGCGCGGCACCGGCGGGGGCUCAAGCGGCCGUCCUGGUCAAGUCAGAGCGCCUGGACAAUGGAGAUUACUCGAAAGUGAAGGGAUACGACUUCAACAACGGUGUCGACUAUGACAACCUGUUCAAUUCAUACCGGUUUAUGGGCUUCCAAAGCACAAAUUUUGGCAAAGCGGUGGAAGAGAUCAACCGCAUGCGUGCAUGGCGGCUGUCGGACGAACCCGUCGACGAAAACGACGACGACGACCUGCAAGAUCCAGCCGUGCGUGCCAAAACCACAUGCAAAAUCUUCUUGGGGUAUACGUCCAACUUAAUUUCGAGCGGACUGCGCGAGACUCUUCGAUUCCUGGCCCAGCACAAGAUGGUGGACGUGAUCGUUGCGACAGCGGGCGGCGUCGAAGAAGACUUCAUCAAGUGUUUAGCGCCAACGUACGUCGGGGACUUUGCGCUCAAGGGUUCCGACCUUCGGCGUCGAGGCAUCAACCGCAUCGGAAACUUGCUUGUGCCAAACGACAACUACUGCAAGUUCGAGGACUGGCUCAAUCCCAUUCUCGACGCCAUGCUGGAGGAGCAACUUACUCAAGGCACUGUGUGGUCGCCCAGCACCAUGAUCCACCGCCUCGGCAAAGAAAUCAACCACGAGGAUUCGGUCUACUACUGGUGCUACAAGAACAACAUUCCAGUGUUUUGUCCCGCGCUCACGGACGGAUCGAUCGGUGACAUGAUCUAUUUUCAUUCGUACCGCAAGGAAGGGCUGGUGCUCGACAUCGUGUCGGACAUUCGGCGCAUGAACGACCACGCGAUCCGAGCCAAGAAGACCGGGGUCAUCAUCCUCGGCGGUGGCGUUGUCAAGCACCACAUCCUGAAUGCCAACCUCAUGCGAAAUGGCGCCGAUUUUGCUGUGUUUGUCAAUACUGGCCAGGAAUUUGACGGGAGCGACGCAGGAGCGCGCCCUGAUGAAGCAGUGUCUUGGGGUAAACUACGACUCAAUGCGACGCCCGCCAAGGUGUAUGCGGAUGCGACGUUGGUGUUUCCCUUGUUGGUCGCCCAGACAUUUGCCAAGGACUUCACCGCAGUCGGUACCGUUGGAUGA
Messenger RNA from Aphanomyces invadans, 1104 nucleotides. Its product is annotated as deoxyhypusine synthase. The transcript is spliced from 7 exons. Gene Ontology annotation, cellular component: cytoplasm. The coding region runs from base 1 to 1104 and encodes 367 amino acids. Gene Ontology annotation, biological process: peptidyl-hypusine biosynthetic process. Lineage: Eukaryota; Oomycota; Saprolegniomycetes; Saprolegniales; Verrucalvaceae. The record is from RefSeq and is a predicted model, not a curated record. Gene Ontology annotation, molecular function: deoxyhypusine synthase activity.